This is a messenger RNA of Phlebotomus argentipes, 3714 nucleotides long. RefSeq names its product integrin beta-PS (gene mys). Bases 230 to 2803 code for a protein of 857 amino acids. The record is from RefSeq and is a predicted model, not a curated record. Gene Ontology annotation, cellular component: focal adhesion; integrin complex; cell surface. Gene Ontology annotation, biological process: integrin-mediated signaling pathway; cell migration; cell-matrix adhesion. Lineage: Eukaryota; Metazoa; Arthropoda; Insecta; Diptera; Psychodidae. Gene Ontology annotation, molecular function: integrin binding. The transcript has 8 exons.
UUGGCUCGCAGUGAAGUUGUCAGCACAAUUUUCAGUGUGAAGAUAGCUCAGUGUCAAUGCAGUAUGGCUGCUUACAAAAUAUUUCUGUGUUUGUUCUCCCAUUGAAAUUCCUCUGCAGAGACCCCUGAAGUGCCAUUGAGGGCGUAAAAGUCCUAUUGGAGACCAUCGUGAGUGGUGUGUGAUAUCACGCAAGAGUGCAACGAGUUACGUGAAAUUCGUGAUCGUCACAAUGACUUCAUCAGUUAGUAAGACACGCUCCGUGGCGAUGAGCAUUUGCAGCUUUUUGCUUGCGGUGACGCUGGUCAGCGGUCAGUUGGCAGAGAAGCUGAGCUCUCAGAAUCCUUGCGUGAGCAAGACAACGUGUCACGAUUGCAUCCAGACCAAGACAUGUGCCUGGUGUUUGCAACCUCAGUCGGAGUACGGAGAUCUGCCGAGGUGUUUCCAGCCCAGCUAUGGAGCUGGUGAUACUCGGUGUCCUGAAGAGUACACAUACAAUCCUGACAAUGAGAUGAUCCCGCUCGUGAACAUGGAGCUCACGCGGAGAGUGAGCGGAGCAGCAGCCGAGGGCGGAGCCUACGCUAGUGGAUACACUGCCGGCGGUUAUAGUUCCAGUGGAAGCUCCUAUUCCGCCUCGUCAUCGUCAUCGCAUUACGGCAGCUCUUCUAGCAGCGGAAGUACUUAUGGUUUCGGUGCGGCCGCUUCUGGAGGAAUUGUGCAGAUUAGUCCACAGCGAGUAAAGCUAAAGUUGCGAAUAAACGAAGAAUAUCAUCUUAAUAUGAGAUACUCACAAGCAGAAGACUAUCCAAUUGAUCUCUACUACCUCAUGGACUUGUCCAAAUCCAUGGAGGAUGACAAAAACAGUCUGUCCUACCUUGGAAACUCUCUGUCUGAGACCAUGAGGAACAUUACAUCGAAUUUCCGCCUUGGAUUUGGAUCCUUUGUGGACAAAGUUCUGAUGCCAUAUGUUUCGACAGUGCCGAAGAAUUUGCUAGCACCGUGUGACAAUUGUGCUGCUCCGUAUGGCUUUAGAAAUGUUAUGAGACUUAGUAAGGAUACACAUUAUUUCUCCGAGGAAGUGGGAAAAGCAAGUGUUUCUGGCAACUUGGAUGCUCCUGAGGGUGGUUUUGAUGCUAUAAUGCAAGCCAUCGCCUGUCGCGAUCAAAUCGGAUGGCGAGAACAAGCCAGAAGACUGCUGGUAUUUUCCACGGACGCUGGAUUCCAUUAUGCUGGUGAUGGAAAAUUGGGUGGUGUGAUUACACCCAAUGAUGGCGAGUGUCAUCUGGACAAACGGGGCGAAUACACACACUCGAAAAUUCAAGACUAUCCUAGCAUCUCGCAAAUCAAUCUGAAAGUAAAGCAGAAUGCCAUAAAUGUCAUCUUUGCCGUGACAAAGCAGCAAAUUGAGGUCUACAAGAAACUAUCCGAACAUAUUGAGGGAUCUUCAGCUGCUGAGCUGUCGUCCAAUUCUUCCAAUGUUGUGCAAUUGGUCGAAGAAGAGUACAAUAAAAUUUCCUCUUCUGUUGUGAUGAAGGACAAUGCCACGAGUGCCGUUAAGAUUACUUACUACUCUUCCUGCCUUGAUGGUGGCAAAAUGGUGCAGACAAACAAGUGCGAUGGCCUCAAAGUGGGCGAUAUGGUGGAAUUCCGUGCAAAUAUUCUAGUGCAAUCUUGUCCACAAAAUCCCAGAGAUUGGUUCCAGACAUUCCAGAUUUAUCCUGUGGGCAUUAAUGAGAGCUUAAUAGUUGAUCUCCAAAUGCUCUGUGACUGCGAGUGUGAGCGCGAUGGUCAUCCUGGAUACAGACCAUUUGCUCCAGAGUGCAAUGGCCAUGGUAUUCUCAAGUGUGGCAUCUGCGAAUGCUACGAUCAGUACUUUGGGCGGAAUUGCGAGUGUGGCGUGCUGGAUAUUCACAGUGAGAUCGAAAGGGAUCGUGCUUGUCGUCCAGACAACUCCACCGUUGACUGCAGUGGCCGAGGAACGUGUGUGUGCGGCAUGUGUGAGUGCGAGAAACGUCCGAAUCCUGAGGAAGUCAUAUCCGGAAGCUUCUGCGAGUGUGACAAUUUCUCGUGCGAUCGUCACAAUGGUUUGUUGUGCUCUGGCCCCGACCAUGGAGUGUGCCAAUGCGGCGUGUGUCUGUGUCGAGAAGGAUGGACGGGUACUGCUUGCGACUGUCGGGCCUCCAAUGACACCUGUAUCAAUCCAAAUGGUGACGGUGAGAUUUGCUCCGGGAAUGGCGAAUGUGUGUGUGGCACGUGCAAUUGCAAGAUCACCGAUGAGGGGCGAUACUCAGGGAGAUACUGCGAAAAGUGUCCCACUUGCUCGGGCAGGUGUCAUGAGUUCAAGGACUGCGUUCAAUGCCAGAUGUACCAAACAGGACCGAUGGGAGAUGACAAGGAUCUCUGCGCGAAGAAUUGUACGCUGUUCACACCAAUUCCUGAAGAGACUGUCUCGGCCGAUGAGACGAAGGAUGAGGUGCUAUGCACAUUCUACGAUGAGGACGACUGUCGUUUCCAGUUUGUCUACACGGAUCGCGAUGAUGACAAAGUCGUCGUGAGGGCACAAGAAGAGCGAGAGUGUCCACCGAAAGUAUUCAUGCUUGGCGUUGUGCUUGGUGUAAUUGCAGCAAUUGUCCUCAUCGGUUUGGCCAUUCUUCUGUUGUGGAAACUCUUGACCACAAUUAAUGAUCGACGGGAAUUUGCCAGAUUUGAAAAAGAGAGAAUGAUGGCCAAAUGGGACACGGGUGAAAAUCCAAUUUACAAACAAGCCACAUCUACGUUCAAGAAUCCAACUUACGCUGGUAAAUAGAGUCGCAGAGUCAACGAUAGCGUGAAAACGAGGAAAGAGUCACAAUUGGGAGGAAAAUGUUUUAUUUUGGAAUGUAAUUAACCAAAGGAUGUUGUUUCUGUUGUGUAGAAAGGUGGAAAAGUGUGGAAGUUGUCUUCUUUUAAAAACAAACCCUUAACAAAUGUGCCGAAAAUCAAAAGUAUAUUUAAAGGGAGGAAAAUCCCUUCUGCCAAGUCAUUUUCGUAAAUCAAAAGCCUUUCAAAGUAUCGAAUAAGAAAAACGACAAAGAAUAUGUGCCUAAUUUUUUUCGCCUAAUCAACUUUACGUGUGUGUACUUAUUGAAAGAAAAUUGUGGUGAAAAAUUUAUAUAAAGAGAGGCCUUUCGAGAUCAGUGGCUUCUUUUACUAUAGCCAUUAACAUCUUACUUUCGUCUAAAACACAUAAAUUUACACUCGAGUUUACACUGCGUCUAAUAAGGAGAAUAUUAAAAAUACUUAUCGAUAGCAAUAAAUAGAGAAUAACAAGUGCGGUUAUUAAUUGUAAUAUUUAAAAGUAAAAUUAGAAAAUAUAGCGUAUUUAGAAAAGUGUUCAAAAACACUGCAAAAAAUCCGUCUGAAAUAGAUAUAUUAAGAUUUAUUCUAGUCGGAUUUUUUUCUCAGUGUAGUUUAUGCAGAGAAUUCACUUACUGUAUUUCUGUUCUUCCCUUUCACUUUUAGUAAGUUUAUAAAAUUUACACACUCAUCAGACAGUAAAAACAGAAAACGAAGAAUUUAUAAUAUUUUAAACAAGUAACAAACUAAUUUUAUAGACUGCUAAGUUCAUCAAAGAAUGAAAUUGUAUAAAUUCGAUCCAUAGCGUUCUUUUAAUUCAUAUUAGCUCUAUUUUGUGACAUUACUUUACAACAAAAAAAUAAAUAUAUACUUACGAAAAUA